Molecule: messenger RNA, 552 nt
Organism: Glycine soja
Lineage: Eukaryota; Viridiplantae; Streptophyta; Magnoliopsida; Fabales; Fabaceae
Product: probable steroid-binding protein 3
Exons: 1
Coding region: 97-399 (100 amino acids)
Cellular component (GO): endomembrane system; membrane
Source: RefSeq, a predicted model, not a curated record
UUGUCGAAAAGAAAGGAUGAGUUGGUUGGUAUUUGUUUUUGUUGUUGGCUGUGCGAUCACUCAUCUCACCUCUUCUCAUCAACGCUGCGAAAGACAAUGGAGCUGACACCCCAGCAGCUGAGCCAAUACAACGGCACGGACCCAUCGAAGCCGAUCUACGUGGCGGUGAAGGGCCGCGUCUACGACGUCACCACCGGAAAAUCCUUUUACGGCCCCGGCGGCCCCUACGCCAUGUUCGCCGGCAAAGACGCCAGCAGAGCCCUGGCGAAGAUGAGCAAGAACGACGACGACAUCUCCCCCUCCCUCGACGGCCUCUCCGACAAGGAGAUCGGCGUUCUCAACGACUGGGAGAACAAAUUCCAAGCUAAGUACCCUGUCGUUGCUCGUGUUCUCAAUUAAUCAUAUGAUAACCUAAGUGUAUUUUGUACUCUAUCAUGUGAGUGGCAUGAUCUCUUUCUGUAACCGAACUCAAUCACCCUUUAAUCCCUAAUAAUAUUAAUAAAAUUCCUCUAUCCAAAUUCUGGAUACGGGAUUGGAUUUCUCUUUCAUGCA